AUGCGCAACCUUUGCGCCCCGCCCCGUCUUGCAAUUUGCCUGAAUGGGUCAAAACGACAUGAAGCAGUUUGUGAUGGACCCAACUCGACUCCAACUGCUGCCUCCAUCUCGCUGUUUCGAGGGCGUACGCAAAUACACCACAACUGUACUCGUGAUUCAUGUCGUUUUGUCCCGACAAUACAGUUGGGUCAAAGCGAAUCAAAACUCGGUGCAGUUGCACAGGCGAUUGCGCUCGAAGUGGAGCGGUUAAAAUGCAAUGAGAAGCUAGAUGCGUACAAUGUGUCAGGAGAGUUCGAGGUUUGCUCGUUCUGUCCGAUCGAGUUUAUGCAAUAUAUAGUUGGUAAUAUAUCAUUGGAAGAAACGCAGGGAGUUAUUAGUGGAAGUGGAAGUUUUGAAAAUAACGACAUUGCAUUCACCCGGAUACCUUUUGCUGUCCAUUUCGGCUUUGGUAUUUUUAUGGCAUGUCUUUCCUUAGUCGUGGGUCUAGCAGUCCUCACCGGACAGAUCGUCCCACCAAAAAAGAAUCCUGGAUGUUGCAGAACUGUGUUCCUUCUCAUUCUGUUGUUAAUCACUGUUAUAUUUAUGGCAUUGACUGUUAUGUUAUUGCUACGCAACGCAAGAUUGGCAGAAGAGGGAGCAGAUGAGAUAAGAAAAGACUUCAAUCGAGACAUAUUCAGUAUCGGUGCUCAACUUGAUGUAAAAACGAGGAACACACUUUGCUUGAUCAAGUCACACAAUUUUAUUCGUCAGGCUAAGAAGAAAUUAGAUGGACAAAUGGACAAUUUCAUGAAAAAAAUUACCGGAAGAUUCGAUGGUAUUACUGGCGAUAAGGUCUUUAACGAGAUUUUUCGUGUAAAACAAACUGCUCUGGACAUCCAAAAGAAAGCAAAAGAAAUUGCUAUUCCUGAAAUCAUUCCAUUAAUGGAGAAAGUGUCGAAUGAUUUUCUGACCAAAAUUGAUAUAGCACAGUCUCGUGCUCUCUUGAAGAUGAACGUUUUCGAAGUCGAGACGAGAAGUUUACCGGCAUAUUUCAAAAAAUUCUUUGAAAAGAUUGGGGAGGCUUAUGAUAAUUUUCUAACAGCAUGCAAGGAAGCUCUAGAAAAACUCGAAGAAAGAGUGACUGAUAUUGAAGAAAGAGUGAAAGUAUUAUUAAUUGGAAGCGGAAUCACUGCUGUAACCACCUAUCUUCUAAUUGGGAUAUGGUUCCCAGUACUGAUUGCCAUAAUGUGUUUUCUAACAAUGAUCGCUAUUGUAAUAAGGCCAUUGUUUAAUAGUUCCUCGAAGGAAACGUGGAAAUCUCGAGUAGUGUUGAAUGUCAAGGAGAAUGUCAUUGUCUUUGCUUAUGUAACUGUUGCUUUUGGUGCUAUCCUUUUUGUAUUGUUUUCUUUUGGCCUGCGUUUCGGCUUUGAAGUCAUGGCUUCUUCCACUGCACUUCUCAGCGAUUCGUAUGUAUUUGAUAAGGUCGCUGUCUCUCUUGAAUCCUUACAUUCAAAAGAAUCUAAAGACAUAAAACUGAUGGACAUUGUUGCGGAAUGUCGCAAAAACAAAACGUUUUUCGCUGCUGUCCACUUGAAUCGCCUGCAAACGUCUCAAGAUUUGCUUAAGCUUUUGAAUAGUUUGAUUGACGAGAGCAAAUAUAACGGUAUUUUCUUGGAUAAUCUUGAUGAACAUAAAUUAUACUUCGAUGGUAUAAUUAACGCUGCAGAGGAUAUCAUUCAUGCUUUGUCAAUCACUGACAUCUCGGCGUAUCGCGAUGAUGUACAAGAACCUUUGAAAAAUUUUGAACACGAUAUGAAUAACAUAAUAAGCUAUUCGAAGGAAACUAUGCAGGAGAUAACUAAGGUGCAAACGGAGCACGGCGCCAUAGUUGAAUCAAUUACGAACAGUUUAAGAGAAUCUGCAAGAUCACUUGUUAAGAUCUACACCAAUUUCCUGAACCGUGUUGAGCAAGAUUCUGAGAAAUGUGAUGACCUGACUUCUCAUAGACGGAUAUUAAAGAAACUAUUGAUUGCUAAAGUAGUAGCUCCAGCACAAGGCCAAUGGUUUGCAUGUUAUAUCGCAGCACUUCUGUCGAUUGUCGCCUUCGUUGCUCUAUACAAGUCAAUAAAACGAUUCCAUAUUCUACCAAGCACCAGUUCUUCUACUACUUCUACCAAUUCUAAAACUGAGCUUCCACCAGACACUCAACGUGAACCUGAAGAUUCUGUUCCUGCAAAAUCGAUCAAGAGCAUGGAUACAACUCAGAUCGGUACUGGAGAACCUGAUAGUGAUGCUUUGGAGCCAAGUGGUAGCAAACACAAUUUGCUUCAAAAUUCACAAUAA
Messenger RNA from Necator americanus (New World hookworm), 2322 nucleotides. RefSeq lists its product as uncharacterized. The transcript is spliced from 22 exons. The record is from RefSeq and is a predicted model, not a curated record. NCBI's taxonomy places the organism in Eukaryota, Metazoa, Nematoda, Chromadorea, Rhabditida, Ancylostomatidae. Bases 1 to 2322 code for a protein of 773 amino acids.